UUAAGAAGCGAGAGGCUCUUAAGUCUUAACCACUCAUGUCAACCCCAAUUGGUAAAUAGAUUGUUGUUGAGCAGGCAUAUACAGCUAAACUAAUUAGUUUACUCUUUUAAAAAAAAAACAGCUAAAGUAGUCCCUUUCUCAAAGAUGGAUAAUAUACCAUAUAAGAAACUAUUUUGAAACAGAAAUAUGUUUUUAAGGAAAAGGAAAGCAUGAAAAACAGAAAAAGAAAAAAAAGAUCAUGGUACAAAGUAGGCAACUAUAUAUAGAAGGAAUACCGUUAACCGCGGAUUCUGGCUGUCUUCCCUCCUGAAUUCUCCGUGUGGACUUUCUUUCUUUUCUUCUUCUAUCAUCUUCUAUACAAAAUUUCCUCUAAAUCCAUUUUUUUCAUUAUAUUUUUCUCCAUAUUCAAAUUCACUUUCACCAGCUUCUUUGUCGCUCGUUUCUUGCCUGCUUACUCUGUUCUGAAUUACCCUUUUCUUCACCUGGAGUUCUAAGAGGCAAAAACAUUAGGAGAUGAGAUGAACAAAUCACUAAAACGUCUAAUUGUACUAGUACUGUACAAAAUUGAUUGGAGGAAGCUGUUUUUCAUUUUGGCCCUUGUUACAAUAGUGGGAAUCGUUCUUCAAAUCAGUCUCCUUCCGUUCCCACUUUCGACAUGGCUGCACUCUCCAUUAGUUAGAGUUUCAACUACUAGGAAUUUCACUAAUCCUCUGCAAUUAAGCUUGAGACAUGGAAAAAACUGGCCACUAAACCAACUUUUGGUACCCGUUGAUCACUUAAAUUCUUCGAGUGGACUAACGAAGGGAGUACAUAGAGUUGAGGCGGAUUCUAGUCCUUUGAAAAGGAAAAGGAGAAGAAGAAAGCGAGAAGAUGAUCAGUUGCAUAUCGCGGUUUCUCCUCCCACUCCUAGAACUCCACCAACACCCUUGCAGAGAUUUGUCUGGUCCUUAUCACCUAGUGAGGCACUUUUGUAUGCUAAAAAGGAGUUGAAGAAUGCUCAGCCUAUUGCCAAUGAUUCUGAUCUAUAUGCCCCUAUCUUUAAGAAUGUCUCUAAAUUUAAAAGGAGUUAUGAACUAAUGGAGCUUAUACUCAAAGUAUAUGUGUAUCCAGAUGGACGUCCACCGAUAUUUCAUAGCCCACACCUUAGUGGAAUUUAUGCAUCUGAGGGAUGGUUUAUGAAGUUAUUAGAAGGGAACAGACAGUUUGUUACCAGAGACCCUGAAAAGGCCCAUUUGUUCUAUCUGCCAUACAGUGCACGUCAGCUCCAGCAAGCUCUAUAUGUACAAGGAUCACAUAAUUUGGCUCCUCUCUCGCUAUUCUUAAGAGAUUAUGUUAACUCGCUGUCUGCUAAGUAUCCUUUCUGGAACCGCACUCAUGGAGCAGAUCACUUUCUAGUAGCUUGUCAUGAUUGGGGUCCUUACACAUUAAAGGCACAUGAGGAGCUAGUGAAGAACACUAUAAAAGCUGUUUGUAAUGCUGAUUUAUCUGAAGGAAUCUUCAAAGCUGGAAAAGAUGUCUCUCUCCCAGAAACCACCAUAAGAAGACCCAAGAAACCUCUUCGAAACAUUGGUGGUGGGAUGAGGGUAUCACGACGCCCCAUCCUAGCAUUCUUUGCUGGAAGCAUGCAUGGACGAGUUCGCCCUUUACUUCUCAAGCAUUGGCGUAACAAAGAUGAAUAUAUGCGGAUUUAUGGACCCUUGCCUCGUAGUGUGUCUAGGCAAAUGUCAUACAUUCAGCAUAUGAAAUCUAGCAAGUUCUGCAUUUGUCCAAUGGGGUAUGAAGUUAACAGCCCAAGGAUUGUCGAGGCUAUAUAUUACGAAUGCAUUCCCGUGAUUAUUGCAGACAAUUUUACCCCUCCAUUUGAUGAUGUGCUUGAUUGGAGUGCAUUUUCUGUGACAGUGGCUGAGAAGGAUAUUCCCAAAUUAAAAGAAAUUCUUGAUGCUAUCCCUCUCAGACAGUAUUUAAAAAUGCUGGAGAAUCUGAAAAUGCUUCAGAGACAUUUUCUGUGGAAUUUCAGGCCGAUUAAGUAUGAUCUAUUCCAUAUGAUCUUGCAUUCAAUAUGGCUUAGCAGACUAAAUCAGAUUUAGUUCCAGAUUAGCAGAAGUGUUUGGGUUUUCCUGACGGAAUUUGGCCAUGAUCUGAUAUGCUAGCUGAUAUCUGGUGACUUUGUUUCGAGUGAUAAAUGCUAGAUCUCUAUCGUAUAGUGCGUAUGGAGACUGGAGAGCUCAAAAUAUUUCAAUUUUACUAUGCUGCAAUGAUCAAAGAGUGUUCUCUUCAGGUUUUCCUAAUUUACAUCCGGAUGUGCAAAUAAUGCAAUGUCUCAGUGGCAUUCUUUGCAAGUUUGGAGAAACUGACACAUGUUUCGGAUAGUUUUUACAAAAAUAGGGGUUUGAGAUUUCGGGAAGUUAUCUGCACAGAAAUUACAGAAGUUGCAUAUAUCUCGGAUAUAAUUUUAUUAGGAGUUUCUUAUGUUCUCUUAUGCAUUUACUUGAAACUGCGUAACCAGAGAGAGCAAGCAGCUUCUGCACAGUUGAUUGUGCAGGAAAAUUUAUCAGAAGAAUUUGUGUCUCAUCAUUUGGGAGUUAGAGAAUAAAGAGAUGGUCUGACGGACAAAGCUUUCAAUCAAGAUUAUACUGUAUCAUAGAUUCAUAGUAUUAUGAAGACCAGGACAGGACAAGAGAUAAGUAGAUUUCAGAUGAAAAGAACAUAGCUCGAGCUCAAAUAAGUGUCGCUCAGGUCAAAAGAACAUAAAGUAACGCGAUUUGUGAGUCCAAAUCUAUGGCCUCACAUCCCCUUUGGUUUCAGCUGGAAUUUGGUGAGUUGGCUUCAUUCGAAGUGUGUACUUGUAGCUUUUGAAACUAUAUUUUCUGAUACUUUACAGUAGCAUUUGUUAUGGAUCAAACUAAAGCAAAAAGAAAAGUUGAGGUUCCAUUUGAGUUGCUUAAAGAAUUUCUACUAAAUUGUAGCAACAACGUUCAGAAUAUAUCCAUAACAUCUACAUCCUUUUUUUGAAUAGGAACUACACUUACAUUUAAUUGUAAGCCUGUAAGUACUUUAUUUACAUCUCUCCUACUGUACUAGGAAAAAGUGUGUUAUUGAUGAGUGUAUUUGUUUUUA
Molecule: messenger RNA, 3117 nt
Organism: Beta vulgaris subsp. vulgaris (sugar beet)
Lineage: Eukaryota; Viridiplantae; Streptophyta; Magnoliopsida; Caryophyllales; Amaranthaceae
Product: probable glycosyltransferase At5g03795
Exons: 7
Coding region: 519-2087 (522 amino acids)
Molecular function (GO): glycosyltransferase activity
Source: RefSeq, a predicted model, not a curated record